Molecule: messenger RNA, 1164 nt
Organism: Peromyscus leucopus (white-footed mouse)
Lineage: Eukaryota; Metazoa; Chordata; Mammalia; Rodentia; Cricetidae
Gene: Rasa4b
Product: RAS p21 protein activator 4B
Exons: 9
Coding region: 7-1164 (385 amino acids)
Source: RefSeq, a predicted model, not a curated record
GGGUGAAUGGAGUGGAGGCGAUCCCUCGGCUCCAGCUCUGCCCCUUCCCUGUCCUCGGCACCAGGCUGCCAGCCGCGCCACUCGCGCUGCCCCCGGGAGGGGACCCAGGCGUCCGGAUCCCUCCCUGCCCGGCCUCCACGUCGCCGAGCCGCGAUGGCCAAGCGCAGCUCGUUGUCCAUCCGCAUCGUAGAAGGGAAAAAUUUGCCUGCCAAGGACAUCACGGGCAGCAGCGACCCCUACUGCAUCGUGAAGGUGGACAAUGAACCCAUCAUCAGGACAGCCACUGUGUGGAAGACCCUGUGCCCCUUCUGGGGUGAGGAGUAUCAAGUGCAUUUGCCUCCCACGUUCCACGCGGUAGCCUUCUAUGUCAUGGAUGAGGAUGCUCUCAGCCGGGACGAUGUUAUUGGAAAGGUGUGCCUCACGAGGGACACGCUAGCCUCUCACCCAAAAGGAUUCAGUGGCUGGACCCACCUGGUGGAGGUGGACCCCAAUGAGGAGGUGCAGGGCGAGAUCCACCUGCGUCUGGAGGUGGUGCCGGGGACCUGUGCCAGCCGGUUACGCUGCUCAGUGCUUGAGGCCAGGGACCUAGCCCCAAAGGACCGGAAUGGCGCAUCUGACCCUUUUGUCCGAGUGCACUACAAUGGCCGGACCCAGGAGACCUCGGUGGUGAAGAAAUCCUGCUACCCACGCUGGAACGAGACAUUUGAAUUUGAGCUGGAGAAGGGAGCCGCAGAAGCACUGUCCGUGGAGGCCUGGGACUGGGAUCUUGUUAGCCGGAAUGACUUUCUAGGCAAAGUAAGUACCAGCCCCACCUCCACCUUACAGGCUAUACCCCCACCUGCCCAGGCCACACCCCCCACCUGCCAGGCUACACCCCCACCUGUCCAGGCUACACCCCCACCUGUCCAGGCUACACCCCCACCUGUCCAGGCCACACCCCCACCUACUCUUGACUCGUCAGUGCCCAGCAGAAGAGUGUUUUUCCGCUGCAGCCCUGACCAGUCUAAAAGUCGCCUGAGUGCGACUUGUUGGAUUGGUGUGGCUUGCCGGGUGUUAGUGAGAACACCUGCCGCUGCCAAAGUCCAAGUGGGCAUACAGCCUGUCUUCAAUGCAUAUCUGUCUCGGGAGGUGCAGGAGUGUAAGUCUUGUUCGUCUGCUAUGUGA